Molecule: messenger RNA, 354 nt
Organism: Clunio marinus
Lineage: Eukaryota; Metazoa; Arthropoda; Insecta; Diptera; Chironomidae
Source: the annotation of a GenBank genome assembly
AUGUCAAGUGCAAGUGCAAGUACCAAUAUGACGCCGUUAAAGCGCAACAAGCGUAAACAACAAUCAGAAGACCCUUCUCUGAUUACAGCUAAAUCACAACGUGUCAAUCAACAAGUCGUGCAGGAAAACUCUGCACUAAAUGACUUUGAUCUUCUUUCGUUUUUGGAAAAGGAGGACGAAGAGCCGAAUAAUGAGUAUCUGCUGAUGUUGAAGAAACACAGCAAGAUCAACAAUCAUCAUCUGAGAGUGAUAAAAAGAAGAAGAUGGAGGAGGAAGGAGAAGAAGCGACUUGGAAGGCAUGGGCAGAAAUUGGGAAAAGCAAAUUCUUGCCGACCAAAACUGCCAACCAGUUGA